Molecule: messenger RNA, 1107 nt
Organism: Radiomyces spectabilis
Lineage: Eukaryota; Fungi; Mucoromycota; Mucoromycetes; Mucorales; Radiomycetaceae
Exons: 4
Coding region: 1-1107 (368 amino acids)
Source: RefSeq, a predicted model, not a curated record
AUGCACAUCACAGAUCCAACGUCAAGCAAGCGCUACCAAGGCUUAACAGCUCAAGAAAUAAUAUCGUUAAAAAGGCAAAGAAAACAGCGACCCUUGGAGGAGCAGCGUGUACGCGAGGAGAUGGAGAAACAGGAGCAAGUUUGCAAACGAUGUGGAGCUCAAGGGCAUAAAGAUGCACGAAGUCGGGAGUGCCCCUACAACAAAAGCAAGAAACGUACCAAGGAAGACGCCGAAAAGAAAAGAGACGCCAACAAAAGACGCAAACUGGAAGCACAAGGGCGAAAAACCGACCCGUGCAAGAAAUGCACUGACGAAGGGAUUUACGACCCUGAGGCAAUCCUCACGCCUCCAGACGAAAACCAAGUUGUCCAUUCCAUGAAAUCUUACUUGAAGAGCAUCUUUCCCAUGAACGAGUUACCGAACAUUUUUUUCUCGCAACAAUUUUUUUAUGCAUGCCAACAGCUCGUCCUCGGAAAGCCAGUGACUAACACCAACUUACCCAUUGCCCAAAUGACCCGCAUUUUUGAAGAACAGUCGACAACCAUUCCUUGCAUGAAAAUUUCUCCACAUUCUGCAAAUCAAAGCAUCAUAUAUGCAAACGUACUUGCUUAUCAGGCACAACAGUCAGCGACAAUUUUUAUCAACAACAUUGUUGAGCCUUUUGCGAACAGGGCAAAACGUUAUUUGUUCGUCAAAAUCCGAAUGCUGUUACCGGAUCUCGAUGAGCGCCAAGCAUGGCGUUUUGCCGCAUACAUAUACAGUUGCAUCACCCCAAAUCCUACCGAUUGGCCUGAAGGUGUGGACCACACCGCCGACUUAGACUUCAUGUUUGGCGAGAUUCUCGAAAGCACAGAUCUCCCUCUCUCCCUCUUGGUCACAGAAGAAAACCUCACGCGCAACCCUGGCCCGUUUUUCAAGUUCCUUGAUUUUGCGCUAUCAGUCAUCGAACUGUACAACGAUCAAAAAUUCUAUGCUGCUUGUGAACCACAGUCAGAAGCCACGCUUCGUUGGUUAUAUACCACAAUUUUCAAUACUUGCGAAGAGCUUCAGCGCACCCGCAAAUCACGACGAAGGAAGCUCGCUUUAGCCAUUUUGCAACUCGAUUAA